Messenger RNA from Epinephelus moara (kelp grouper), 1656 nucleotides. RefSeq names its product glutamate receptor ionotropic, kainate 4-like. Gene Ontology annotation, cellular component: postsynaptic membrane; presynaptic membrane; kainate selective glutamate receptor complex. Lineage: Eukaryota; Metazoa; Chordata; Actinopteri; Perciformes; Serranidae. Gene Ontology annotation, molecular function: transmitter-gated monoatomic ion channel activity involved in regulation of postsynaptic membrane potential; kainate selective glutamate receptor activity. Gene Ontology annotation, biological process: monoatomic ion transport; modulation of chemical synaptic transmission; synaptic transmission, glutamatergic. The coding region runs from base 1 to 1656 and encodes 551 amino acids. The transcript has 10 exons. The record is from RefSeq and is a predicted model, not a curated record.
AUGACGAAGGCCAACAUGUGGCCUGAGAAUCCAUAUGUGAUGCUGCGGCCGAACCACCAAGACCUGGAGGGAAACGACCGCUAUGAAGGCUUCUGCGUGGACAUGCUAAAGGAGCUGGCAGAUAUCCUCAAGUUCAAGUACCGCAUCAGGCUGGUGGGCGACGGACUGUACGGGGUUCCUGGGGCCAAUGGAACAUGGACCGGCAUGGUCGGAGAGCUCAUCUCAAGGAAAGCUGACCUGGCAGUCGCGGGCCUCACUAUCACAGCAGAGCGUGAAAAGGUCAUCGACUUCUCCAAGCCCUUCAUGACCCUCGGCAUCAGCAUCAUGUACCGUGUCCACCUGGGACGUAGGCCAGGCUACUUCUCCUUCCUGGAUCCCUUCUCCCCUGGUGUCUGGCUCUUCAUGCUUCUGGCCUACUUGGCUGUCAGCUGCGUCCUCUUUCUGGUGGCCAGAUUGACACCUUAUGAGUGGUACAACCCCCACCCCUGUCUAAAGGGUCGCUGUAACCUGCUGAUCAACCAGUAUUCACUUGGCAACAGUUUCUGGUUCCCUGUUGGAGGCUUUAUGCAGCAAGGAUCCACUAUUGCUCCCAGAGCUCUGUCCACACGUUGUGUCAGCGGAGUGUGGUGGGCCUUCACAUUAAUCAUCAUUUCAUCCUACACCGCCAACCUGGCUGCCUUCCUUACAGUCCAGAGGAUGGAGGUGCCGAUAGAGUCAGUAGACGACCUGGCAGAUCAGACGGCGAUAGAGUACGGCACCAUGCACGGAGGAUCCACAAUGACCUUCUUCCAGAACUCUCGCUACCAGACCUACCAGCGUAUGUGGAACUUCAUGCACUCAAAACAGCCCAGCGUGUUCGUGAAGAGCACGGAGGAGGGCAUCGCCCGUGUCCUCAACUCCAAUUACGCCUACUUGCUAGAGAGCACCAUGAACGAGUACUACCGCCAGAGGAACUGCAACCUGACUCAGAUUGGAGGACUGCUGGACACCAAGGGCUAUGGCAUCGGCAUGCCACUGGGUUCAGUGUACCGUGAUGAGUUUGACCUGGCCAUCCUGAAAAUGCAGGAGGACAAUCGUUUGGAGAUCCUCAAGAGGAAGUGGUGGGAUGGUGGCAAGUGUCCAAAGGAGGAGGACCACCGUGCCAAAGGUCUGGGCAUGGAGAACAUCGGCGGCAUCUUCGUGGUGCUGGUGUGUGGCCUGCUGGUGGCUAUCUUCAUGGCAGUGCUGGAGUUUGUCUGGAUGUUAAGACAGGCGCCAGGAAAUGAGCAGUCAGUGUGUGAGGAGAUGCUGCGGGAGCUCCAUGGGAUCGUGCUGUGUCGCGACAGCCUGCAGGUGAGGCGCCGGCGGGCGGCUUUGAUGCUGCGGCCGCGACCUUUGCCCCUGGAGGAGCGUCGGGCGCGAGCUGCCGCCGUCAGUCUCAGCAACGGCAAGCUGUGCGGGGGCACCGGACUGCCUGAACCCCUCUCCCACAGACUGGCACAGGAGGCUGCCCUAGUUGCGAGGGGGUGCAGCCACAUCCGCAUUUGCCCCGAGUGCCGGCGCUUCCAGGGACUGAGGAUGCGUCCCGCGGGGGCCACUGGGACCCUCCCCUCUCCUACGCACAGUGAGGAGAGCAUAGAGUGGGAUAAGACCACAAAUAGCAGUGAACCUGAAUAA